This is a messenger RNA of Arachis stenosperma, 1613 nucleotides long. RefSeq names its product protein RETICULATA-RELATED 4, chloroplastic-like. NCBI's taxonomy places the organism in Eukaryota, Viridiplantae, Streptophyta, Magnoliopsida, Fabales, Fabaceae. Bases 122 to 1294 code for a protein of 390 amino acids. The transcript is spliced from 8 exons. The record is from RefSeq and is a predicted model, not a curated record.
UAUAAAAAGUUCCCGAAUGGGUCGCACGACAAUAGACAAAAUGAACAAGUAGCUUAUCAAAAUUGUGGCUCUCCCUCCAUAAUCCCUCCAUUUUUAACUGCCAUCAACUCCUCUCGCUAAAAUGGCCAUGGCUUCCUUCUCCCAUAUCUCCGCGCGCACUUUCUCUCUUCGCCCUCACACCCAAGCCAACUUCUACCAUUGCGGCCACUCUUCUCUACAGAGCUUCGCCAUCGUAACCUACCAUGGGACCUUCAUCCUCUUCAAUUCCAAGCUCAAUCGCUCAUGUGAACCCAUCCUCACGCACACCAAUUUUCUCCAUUCUCCAGCUACUGUCGUUUUCUCAACUGGAAAUGGCGGCGGAGCCCCCGGGAACGGCGGGGGAGGGGGCGGCAGCGGCGGUAGUGGUGAAGAUGAGGAAGAACGGGACAUGAACAGGGAAGAGGCCAUGCUAGUGCUGGCGGAGGCCGGAAGGUCGCUGGAGAGUCUGCCGGCGGAUUUGGCAGCAGCUGUGGCGGCGGGGCGGGUGCCGGGAUUGAUACUGCAGAGGUACUUCGAGUUGGAGAAGUCGGCCGGGAUGCGGUGGUUGCUGAAGUUCGGAGGAUUUAAGGAGAGGUUGCUAGCGGAUGAUUUGUUCUUAGCCAAGCUUAUCAUGGAGUGUGUUGUUGUCAUCUUUACAAAGGCUGCUGCAGAACUGGAGCGGCGUAAAGAAAAAUUUACUAAGGAGCUGGAUUUUGUUGUUGCCAAUGUGGUAACAGGCAUUGUAACAGGUUUCGUGCUUGUAUGGUUUCCUGCUCCUGCAGUUCCUCUCAAAUGCCCUCCAGCAGUUAGUGCUGGACCUAUUGCUAAAUUCUUCUAUGGCUGUCCUGAGAAUGCUUUUCAGGUGGCUUUGGCUGGAACAUCAUAUACACUUAUACAGCGAAUAGGCGCUAUAGUGCGGAAUGGGGCAAAACUAUUUGUUGUCGGGACUGGUGCAUCACUGGUCGGUAUAAGCAUUACAAAUGCAUUGAUCAAUGCACAGAAGGUUGUUAAAAAAAAAUUGGCUUCUGAGAUUGAGAACUUACCUGUAAUAUCAACCAGUGUCGCAUACGGAGUUUACAUGGUGGUGGUUAGCAACAUCAGGUACCAAAUACUUGCAGGAAUUAUUGAGCAACGGAUUCUAGAACCGCUGCUAAGGCAAAACAAGCUUAUGCUAAGUGCAGCUUACUUUGCUGUUAGAACUGCCAACACUUACUGGGGUUCUCUUCUGUGGGUGGAUUUUGCUCGAUGGGCUGGAGUCCAGAAGAUAAAAGACUAGGCGUUAUUAUGCAUUACAAGAUAUUGCAAAGUAUGAAAGUAAUAUUCACUUUGGUCUUUCUCUUGGUAAACGAGAAACUAAAGUGCCAUGGCAUAAAAGUUUGAAGGUAAAUUGUAAUUUAAAAAUAUUAUUUGUACACCAAAAUCAGCUACUAAAAUUAGUCACCAAUGUAUUUGUAUACAAAUGUAUGUAUGAUUUAAUUUAUUUUUAAUAUGUAUUUAUAUUUUAAUAUGUAUUUUAAACUGAUAGCUGAUUUUGGUGGUUGAUUUUAGUGUACAUGUAGCAUAGUCGACUUUAAUUAAUGCUUCCUAAUUCCAAA